Molecule: messenger RNA, 2341 nt
Organism: Myotis davidii
Lineage: Eukaryota; Metazoa; Chordata; Mammalia; Chiroptera; Vespertilionidae
Gene: FZD7
Product: frizzled class receptor 7
Exons: 3
Biological process (GO): non-canonical Wnt signaling pathway; canonical Wnt signaling pathway
Cellular component (GO): plasma membrane
Molecular function (GO): Wnt receptor activity; Wnt-protein binding
Source: RefSeq, a predicted model, not a curated record
CCAGGUCAGCAGCCCCCGCCGCCGCCGCCUCAGCAGCAACAGAGCGGGCAGCAAUACAACGGCGAGCGGGGCAUCUCCAUCCCGGACCACGGCUACUGCCAGCCCAUCUCCAUCCCGCUGUGCACGGACAUCGCGUACAACCAGACCAUUAUGCCUAACCUGCUGGGCCACACGAACCAGGAGGACGCGGGCCUCGAGGUGCACCAGUUCUACCCGCUGGUGAAGGUGCAGUGCUCCCCGGAGCUGCGCUUCUUCCUGUGCUCCAUGUACGCGCCCGUGUGCACCGUGCUGGAUAAGGCCAUCCCGCCGUGCCGCUCCUUGUGCGAGCGCGCCCGCCAGGGCUGCGAGGCGCUCAUGAACAAGUUCGGCUUCCAGUGGCCAGAGCGGCUGCGCUGCGAGAACUUCCCGGUGCACGGCGCCGGCGAGAUCUGCGUGGGCCAGAACACGUCCGACGGCUCCGGGGGUCCGGGCGGCGGCCCCACGGCCUACCCCACCGCGCCCUACUUGCCCGACCUGCCCUUCACCGCGCUGCCCCCGGGGGCGGCUGAGAGCAGGGGCAGGUCCUCCUUUCCCUUCUCAUGCCCCCGGCAGCUCAAGGUCCCCCCCUACUUGGGCUACCGUUUCCUGGGCGAGCGCGACUGCGGCGCCCCGUGCGAGCCUGGCCGCGCCAACGGCCUCAUGUACUUUAAGGAGGAGGAGAGGCGCUUCGCCCGCCUCUGGGUAGGCGUGUGGUCGGUGCUGUGCUGCGCCUCCACGCUCUUCACGGUGCUCACGUACCUGGUGGACAUGAGGCGCUUCAGCUACCCCGAGCGGCCCAUCAUCUUCCUGUCGGGCUGCUACUUCAUGGUGGCCGUGGCGCACGUGGCCGGCUUCCUGCUGGAGGACCGCGCAGUGUGCGUGGAGCGCUUCUCCGACGACGGCUACCGCACGGUGGCGCAGGGCACCAAGAAGGAGGGGUGCACCAUCCUCUUCAUGGUCCUCUACUUCUUCGGCAUGGCCAGCUCCAUCUGGUGGGUCAUCCUGUCGCUCACCUGGUUCCUGGCGGCGGGCAUGAAGUGGGGCCACGAGGCCAUCGAGGCCAACUCGCAGUACUUCCACCUGGCGGCGUGGGCGGUGCCCGCGGUCAAGACCAUCACCAUCCUGGCCAUGGGCCAGGUGGACGGGGACCUGCUGAGCGGCGUGUGCUACGUGGGCCUGUCCAGCGUGGACGCGCUGCGGGGCUUCGUGCUGGCGCCCCUGUUCCUCAUGGUGCGCAUCGGCGUCUUCAGCGUGCUCUAUACCGUGCCCGCCACCAUCGUGCUGGCCUGCUACUUCUACGAGCAGGCCUUCCGCGAACACUGGGAGCGCACCUGGCUGCUGCAGACCUGCAAGAGCUACGCCGUGCCCUGCCCGCCCGGCCACUUCCCGCCCAUGAGCCCCGACUUCACCGUCUUCAUGAUCAAGUACCUGAUGACCAUGAUCGUGGGCAUCACCACCGGCUUCUGGAUCUGGUCUGGCAAAACGCUACAGUCGUGGCGCCGCUUCUACCACAGACUCAGCCACAGCAGCAAGGGGGAGACUGCGGUCAACUGAACCAGAGGUCAAGUGACUCCCCGAGGUGGCAGUGAAGGUGGCAGUGACUCAGCAGCUCUGGCAGGAAUAGACUCCAGGCCUCACCCCAGGGAAAGCCUCAGAAGCCACUGAAGCUAUUCUUCCCUCUUGUCCCAGAAGCCGACUUUGGAAUCAGAUUAGACUGAGAAGCCUUCGCUAUCCAGGCACUUUGAUAUUAAACAGUCCCUCGGGGAAAUGAUAAAGGCAUUCUUAAAUACUUCCAAUUUCAAGCCUGCUAGCUUUUUUUUUUUUUUUUUCACCUGCCUCUCUUCUUUAAUUCAGGUGCUGUUUCCUGGCUUUUCACAAUACAGUUGCCUCAUUCUCAGGCGGCCCUGGAGACCCAGCAGUAGCCUAGAUGCUGCUGUUUUUCUUCCCUUCCUCGGCUCUAAGGUUCUGCACUUCUAAAGCCCCACAGAAACAGUUCUGUUUUUGUUUUAAUUAACAGGCUCACACACAUGGCUGGUGCACUUCACAAAUACACAGAGUGCAAGCCAGCGACAGACGGUCCUCCCCAGGAGGAGGAAGUCACGCGGCUGCACUCUGUGCAGAGAGCAGCUCUAAGAUCCUCCUGGGUUUGAGCAUCACAAUGGGUGUGAGGUCACCCUCACCUGGGAAGAUCUGGGCAUCUAGGAAGGCAAAAAAUAGCCACUUCUAGUCUCUUAAGGUUUAUCCAGUUUUUGUUCAUAAAAUGACACCUUUUAGGUUAAAGCAUGCUUUUUCUUUUUAACACCACACUAAUAUGGCCUAUUAA